Messenger RNA from Tarenaya hassleriana, 1371 nucleotides. Its product is annotated as UDP-glucose 4-epimerase 4-like. Bases 82 to 1125 code for a protein of 347 amino acids. The record is from RefSeq and is a predicted model, not a curated record. The transcript has 9 exons. Gene Ontology annotation, cellular component: cytosol. Gene Ontology annotation, molecular function: RNA binding; UDP-glucose 4-epimerase activity. Lineage: Eukaryota; Viridiplantae; Streptophyta; Magnoliopsida; Brassicales; Cleomaceae. Gene Ontology annotation, biological process: rRNA processing; galactose metabolic process.
UUCACAUCACACGUUACAGAAGCUUCUCUUUUGCGCUCUCCCUCUCUCUUCGUUGCCUCUCGGAGCUUUUAUUCUCCGUUGAUGGCGAAGAAUAUUCUGGUGACCGGAGGUGCCGGUUACAUCGGCAGCCACACGGUGCUUCAGCUCCUUCUCGGUGGCUACCGCACCGUCGUCCUCGACAACCUCGACAAUUCCUCUCCCGUCGCGAUCCGCCGCAUCAUGGACUUGGCCGGGCAUCAUGGCAGAAAUCUCACCUUCCACCAGGUCGACCUUCGCGAUAAACCCGCUCUCUCGAGAGUCUUCUCCGACACGAAGUUUGAUGCGGUGAUACAUUUUGCUGGAUUGAAAGCAGUCGGUGAAAGCGUGAAGAAACCACUGCUCUAUUACAACAACAAUCUCUACGGGACAAUUACACUGUUGGAAGUAAUGGCUGCACACGGGUGUAAAAAGCUUGUAUUUUCAUCAUCGGCUACCGUAUAUGGCUGGCCAAAGGUGGUUCCGUGUACAGAAGAGUUCCCCUUAUCUGCAAUGAAUCCUUAUGGAAGAACAAAGCUCUGCAUUGAGGAUAUUUGCCGCGAUGUCCAACGUGCUGAUCCUGAAUGGAGAAUCAUAUUGCUGAGGUACUUUAACCCUGUUGGCGCGCACCCUAGCGGUCACAUUGGUGAGGAUCCUCGUGGAAUUCCAAACAAUCUCAUGCCUUACGUGCAGCAAGUUGCAGUUGGAAGGCUGCCUCACCUAAAAGUUUAUGGAACCGACUAUAAUACAAAAGAUGGCACCGGGGUACGUGACUACAUUCAUGUGGUUGAUCUAGCAGAUGGCCAUAUUUCUGCACUUCAAAAGCUAGGAGAUCCUAAAAUAGGUUGUGAGGUAUACAAUUUGGGAACUGGGAAAGGAACAACAGUUUUGGAGAUGGUUUCUGCCUUUGAAAAGGCUUCUGGAAAGAAAAUUCCGCUUGUGAUGAGUGGACGAAGACCGGGUGAUGCUGAGAUUGUAUAUGCUUCGACAGAGAAGGCCGAGCGUGAACUGGACUGGAAGGCGAAGAACGGGAUUGAAGAGAUGUGUAGAGACCAAUGGAACUGGGCAAGCAAUAAUCCGUACGGCUACGACACUCCCACUCCUACCUAAUAAACAAAAAGGAGAAAGGAACGAAUCUCAUCGCUAUGCCAUGUGGGGAGUAGUUAUUACAGUUGAAGAGGAACCGACCACUCACUUUACUCAUUGUUUUGUUCUUUGUAAUUGAAACCUAGCCUCUCCCUAUAUUAUAUACACACACACACACACAGGUGAUGUGUUCUUUGUUGUGUAAGCAUGGCUCUGUUGCUUGAUUCUUGUUUUUUGUUUUUCUGGGUCUAUAUUCAUUUGUUUAUUCAA